AUGGCGAAGCAAAGGGAGGCCUUAUCACUCGGCACGAUGGAAAGGAUGCUCGGGUACAAGGUGGCAGUCCUUGAUGGCCCCGAUGAGAGGCAACAGUGGUUCUAUUCGGACCUCACUCCGGUGCCAGAGACUGUCUAUGAGAGGACCAGAAAAGAACUCGAUGACUAUCAGAAAAGGAAUGAAAUACUGGAUCACAAAGGGCUGUCGAGAAAAAAUAAUUUCCCACCGUCUUUUACCAAGGCGAUCGAGCAUGGCCAAGACGUGAUCCAUAUUGAGCGUAAAGGGAUACUAGGCCUAUACAGCUUCACAGCUUAUAUUCAAUAUGGCUUUGGCUUUGACUUGGCCCUCGUGUUGACCGAGAGUGAAGCCUUAAAGUUUCGAAAUACCGCGUCAAACAAUGCCGGGAAAAGCCUGACGCCCAUACUACCACAAGAGCUCCGUGAUAUAAUUUAUGACUUUUCUCUUCCCUAUGGUAAAUGGCAAAAGCAUGAUGCGGAUAAUGAGUUUGAUACCUCCACCUUUCUUACAGGAUUAGGUGACCCUAGUGGCUUCUAUUUUCCUCUGAGCAACAGUCUAGCAAUACUCGCAGUGAACAAGCAAAUACGCACUGAGGCCCUCCCUCUGGCCUACCAAAAUACGUUAUUCCACUUGGACGAUAUAGAUGAUUUUCUAAGAUUUGGCAUGGCGAUUGGAUCGAUUGGACGGGAAAAUGUCAGAUCCCUGGAAUUUGCUUGGGAAAGCAGAGCAGAUUUCUCUACCCAAAGCCCUUCAGACUCAGGAGAAGAGGAACUACUGGGUCGGUUGCCGUUGAUCCAUGCGUCAAGAUGUGUUAAGCUUCUAAAGGAGUUCACAAAAUUGAGAAUAUUACGACUCUGGUUUGAUAGCGAUAUAUUAAACUACUUGCCCCUUAAAAAUUUCAAAACUGAUCUUGGGAUAUGUGGACUCUGUUCCCUCCGAGGUAUGGAAAGGGUCGAUAUACUGGGUCUUGAUAUUGACCCAACGGCGUGCCCGAUUGCUAAAUGGCUCAAAGAUACCCUGGAAAGCUCCUAA
Messenger RNA from Microsporum canis CBS 113480, 1050 nucleotides. RefSeq lists its product as uncharacterized. The transcript is spliced from 3 exons. The coding region runs from base 1 to 1050 and encodes 349 amino acids. Lineage: Eukaryota; Fungi; Ascomycota; Eurotiomycetes; Onygenales; Arthrodermataceae. The record is from RefSeq and is a predicted model, not a curated record.